AUGAAGGCGACGCUGGCGGGGCGGGUUUUGCGGGUCGUUGGCAGUGGGCCAAAGCUUGGGGACUGGCAGCCGGACCACGCACAGACACUACAGUGGUCCGACGGACAUCUCUGGACUGCAGACGUAACUCUUGAACCGGGUUCGUACGAGCUCAAGUGCGUCGUCGCUGUUGGUGAUAGCAUCAUCGAGUGGGAGCGGGGCGCGAAUCGCAUCUUGCAGGUCCCCAGCGGUGUCCGAGGCAUCCGUGUGGACGGCAGCUGGUCACGCACAGCCGACAAUCGAAUCACCGUCACUGAGCCCAUCGCCGCCGCGUCAGUCGCGGCGCGACAGAAGCGCGCAGCAGCAGCAAGGCUCCUCGCCAAGGCGCUAGCGGAGCGCAGGAAGACAGCGGCGGCAGGUGCUGCAGACGAGUCGGCUCCUUCAAAGGGCCAGGCCGCCGGCGGUGCGGGCGACUCAGCAGCGGCGGAGGCGGAGGCGGCUCGCAAGGAGGACGACGCAGACUCCCUUAGGGAGCUCCGAGCGUUACUGUCACCGUCGGUGUCGUCAUCAAAGCCGCCAGCGAGCGCCGGUGUCGUCGCCACUGCAUCCCUGACACCGCCCGGCGGCGGCAACGGCGGCAGCGGGGGGAAAAGACCCAACGGUGACGGAGUGCAAGUUGGUGUCGUUGUUGUCGGAGGCGUUGCGAGCGGCAACGUCGAGAGGAGCCAGGGUAGCGGCGGCAAGGAGGUUCAGCAGCAGCAGGCCAAGGACGAGCUUGGGACCUGUACCGAACAGCAGCAGGAGCAGGAGCUAAAGGGGCAGGACUCGAACCAGCAACCUGCAGGAGGAGGAAGGGUCAGCGGUCGCGGAAGUUGGCGUCGGGAGCUGCUGUCGGCAUUGGUUGCCAACGGCGAGGAACAACCGCCUGUGCAGCGGCAAGAAGACCAGCAAGCAGGCCGCGAGUCGGCCUCCUCGGCAUCCGGGGGCCUUGCAAUAGGAGGGGGUGGCAAGAGCAGCAGCUACAGCAGCAGCAACAUCGCCUUUGGCGACGGCAACGGCCUGCCAGGUGGUUUAUCAACAGCUUCCCAGCAGCAGCAGCAGCGGGAGCGGGAGCGGGAACAACAGCCUCGACAGCAGCUUGCCGGGGGAGAGGGUGCAGCGGCGGCGACAGCUACUGGGGACAUCGCUCAGAGCAUACGGGAAGCGGCGGCAGCUCGAGGGGAGCCCCUUGGCGCCGCGCGUGAAGUACCCACUGGGAGUGCGGACGGUGCAGUAGCUCCUGUAGUGGCGGGAGAGGCGGAGAGGGCGCCAGUGACGCAACCGGCGACAUCGCAACAGGCUUCAGCACGUACAGCUACAGCGGCGGCGGAGGCGGCAGCAGCACCUGCAGCGGACGCGGCGGCGGCGGAGGCGCUACCCUCAACAGCUUCGCCCCCACCGGCGGUUCCGGUGGUUUCAGUUGUACGGAGCCUGUCCCAGAACAACAGGCCGCCGGCAGCGGCCACUGCUGCGGCUUCGGAGCCCAGCGGCGGCGAUCCAUCGGAGCGCAGUAGUGUUGGCAGCGGCGGUCCUGGCGGUAACGUCAGGUUUGCCAACCUUUUGAGCAGGCUCGGCGGCGUUGUGGGCGCUAACCUGCAAAGGGGCCCAGCGGCCAAGACAGAGUCUAAGACCUCUGGGGUGGUUACGGGUGCGGACGGCAAGGAGGAUUUGACCAGGGCUGUACCCACGCCGGUACCAAGCGCGGGAAGUAGCAGUAGCAGCGGCGGCGGCGGCAGCAAGGCUCGCAGGGCGGCGUCUUGGCGGCAGCUAUUGGACGACGGAGGAGAGGAGGAGCGGCGGGUACGUGACGGCCCGUCGGCGGCCAACGUGCAGCAGCAGCAGCAGUCAGCAGCGUCUCAGUCGCAGGAAGUGGUGAAAGGAGGGGACAAAGAGCGCAACCCGGAGCCCAAGGUGGUGCAGCGCAAGGUGGAGGAGGAGGGAAAGGAGGAGGAAGGCUUCACAGCGCGGUUCACCCAGCUGCUAACAUCCCGUCUGACCGGACAGCCGCUGAGAUAUCCCGCAGCGGCAUCAGGGACUCCGACACCGGCGGCGCAACCGCCAGCAACGCCAGCAGCCGCAGCAGCAGCAGCUACAGCGGUUGGCGGCUUUGAUCGUAUACAGGCACACGAGGAGAAGGAGGGGGAGAAGGUAAAGUCGGUUGAGGUGCAGGAGGGCCAGGAGGAGGUGCAGGAGGAGAAGGUUGGGAAGUCAGCGACGCGGCAGAGCCAGGAGAUCCCGAGCGAGGUUCAGGUGACGGAGCUCCUCGCAGCUCCCUCGACACCCCCAGGUCGCGACAACAGGCCACCCCCGCCGCCAGCAGUUGCAGCAGCAGUAGCAGCGGCAGCAGCUGGAGGAGUAGCCGCCACCACAACUUCCGCGCCAAGUGGCGCCGCGGCCUCCAACCGAUUGAUCAGUAGCAGCAGCAGCACAAGCUGCAAUAGCGGGAGAAACGUUGGAGGCGGUAGGCGUGAUAGCAGUAGCAGCAGCAGUAAGGCAGAAGCUGGGGACGCCGCUUCGUCGCCAAGCAGCAGCGAUAGGGACAUGGGGACAACAAGCAGCCGGGAGAGCCACCCGCGCAACGGCGAAGUGGAAUCCGUGAAUGAUCCGGGUUUAGAGCGGCUCAUAGGGGCCUGGGACUCAGCAUGGAGCCAAGGCCGGGUAAAGCAGCCUGCCGCAACGGCGGAGGUUCCGAGGCCCAAUGGCGGCGGCGGCGGCAGCAGUAGCGGCAGCAGCAAUGACGGCAACGGCGCCGCAGGGACUGUGAAUGGCGGCGCAACCGCUACCGGCACCAGUGUUGUUAAGCCGUAUGUGGUUGUAGCGUUUUCGGGCACCGGCAGUAGCAGUGCCUCCGCCAACGACCGCGCACAGGGGCAGCAGGAGUCGGCAGUAGCUGCAAGCGCCGCCGGCAAGCUUGCCAAUGGUGGUGUAGCAGCACCACCUGGCGGCGCCGCUGGCGGUAGCGGUGAAAGCUUGUACAGCAUAGCGGAACGGUUGACCGGCGGAAGCGGGCCGUUGGCGGCGCAGCUUUGCAGCAGCGAUGAGAGCUCGCCCGGCAUUACUGUACGGAUGGGUGCGAUGGCGGCGAUGGGGGUGGAUCGGCAGGGCAGUUUCGACAACCGCUCGUCGUACUUGUCACAGUCACUGCUGGCGGAGAGCCUCAACCUCAAUGGUGGCGGCGGCGGGGCUAGCGGCCAGGACCCGUCGUCGACGGCGCUCUUACGACAGCUUCGGGCCGCUAACGCGGCGAACGCCGGCGCCGCCGAUUGCACCGGCAGCACCGCAAAUGGCGGGGGCGCCCCGGCGGCGGCGCCUGUCCCUAACCUGCCGGCGACGCCGGCACCUCCUGGCAUCUUGUCCAGCGUGGAUGAGGACGAGGACGGUGUCGUGAUGCCGCCGCGCCUCCCGGCGACGCCGCCGCCGCCAUCGUACCUGUCGGGGGCCGCUGGCAGCGGCAGCGGUCCCGCCGCCGCCGCGCCGGUGCCGCCCUUGCCGGCGACGCCAGUGUCUUCGUCAAUCUUGUCCGGCAGUCUCAACGGCGUCGGUGCCGCGGCGGAGGACCUCCUGCGCCGAGCUUCCGAUGCCGAUGCCGUACUCAAUAUGUUGCGCGGCAACCUGCCGCUGACGCCCGUCGCCCGCGGGACCCGCGGCGGCGGCGGCGGGCCGUUGUCAAUGGCUGAGGACGGGGAAGAGGACGAGCAGAAUAGCAGCAGCACCAACAACAACAACAAAGACGCCCGUAACGGCCGCAGCCGCCGCGGCCGCCGCGGCGCAGGUACUCGGUUGAUUCCGGUCCUGCCCAUUCCGGGCGUGACGGGUGAUUCGCAGAUCGAUCCUCUGACGGCAGCUCGCGCCGUUGCUGCGGACGCUGCCCAGGCGCUGGAUAAGACACGGGCGACUCUCCAGGCGUUGCAGCAGGGCGCGGGACUGGGGCUCACGGCGGAGGGGCUCUCGGAGUCCGCAGCUCGGCUGCUACAGCAGCUGCCGAAGCUUGAUGCUCUGGGCGGCGGCCUGGCAGCCGGCGGCGGCCAGGAUGGUGGUGAGGCGAAUGGCAACGCCGGCGGCGCCGGGGUAACGGCGCCUGGCCUGCCGCCGGCGGUUUCACAGCUGGCGACUUCGUUGGUUUCGGGGCUAGGGACCGUUGGCAGCAGUUUGACUGACCAGCUGCGGAAAGCGGCGACGGUGUUGCCGUCUGGUUCAGCCGCGUCGACGGCGGAAGCGGCAAACGGCCGCGGGAGUGACGCCAGCGCGAACGGAAACGGGAGCGCCGGCGCUGCGGGGCUGACGCCGAUGGCCGCGGACGGCGGGGGUGCCGGGGGGGGCCUUCUGAGUGGUUUGCUCGGCAGCCUGGUCCCAGGCUCGACGCCGUUGCCGCCGGGUUGUGUACGACUGGUGGCCGGUGCGCACAUGAUCCCCCACGUGGAUAAGGUGGACAAGGGCGGAGAGGACGCCUACUUCAUCAGCCGCGUGGGCCUGGGCGGGGUGGGUGUAGCGGACGGAGUAAGCGGCUGGGCUGAUGAGGGAAUCGAUCCAGCGGAGUACCCAAGGACGUUGAUGCGCUUUGCGGCUGAUGCGUUCGAGGCUGCCCGCGGCACCAUGUCGGCCCCGGACAUCAUCAGAUACGCGCAGUACCGGACCUACCUGAAGGGCAGCAGUACGGUGUGUAUGGCGCUCAUGAAGCCCGGCAAGCGGCUGGAGGUGGCCAACGUGGGCGACAGCGGGGUCAGGAUACUGAGGAAUGGCAAGGUCAUUUUCGGGACGGAGGCCCAACAGCACGCCUUCAACAUGCCGUACCAGCUGUCCCACCCGAACAAUGAGGGCGAUGUGGUGAUGUUGGCGACUGACGGCCUCUUUGACAACGUGUUUGAUGAAGAAAUUGAGCAGGUCGUGAGCCAACAGCUCAGGGAGCUGGCGGCGGCGGGACGCGGCCGGGCGCCGAUGACGGCGGCGGUUACUGUCAACGGCGGCGGCGAGGCGGCGGCGGCGGCAGCAGCCGCCAGUAGCAGCGGCAGCGGCGGCACCGCGGCGGCGGCGGGUGCGGGUGCUGCCGGCGGCGGCGGCAAUUCGUACCGGCCAGAGGACGCAGCCCGGGUGGCGCGAGCGCUGGCGGAGCGGGCUCACCUGCAUGCGCGUAACCCCACACAGCGCACCCCCUGGAGUGUUACGUCAUCACAACAGCCCAACUUUAUGUGGGCCAAGUUCUUCGCCAAGGGUGGCGGGAAGAUGGACGAUUGCACUGUGUUGGUGGCGUUUGUGUGUGGGCCUGAGUAG
Messenger RNA from Volvox carteri f. nagariensis, 5286 nucleotides. RefSeq lists its product as uncharacterized. The transcript is spliced from 11 exons. Bases 1 to 5286 code for a protein of 1761 amino acids. The record is from RefSeq and is a predicted model, not a curated record. Lineage: Eukaryota; Viridiplantae; Chlorophyta; Chlorophyceae; Chlamydomonadales; Volvocaceae. Gene Ontology annotation, molecular function: starch binding.